UGGAAGAUAUGUGGACUCAGUCCCACUACAACCUUAGCCAUGUAUUUUGAAGUUGUUAAUCAGCACAAUGCUCCAAUUCCUCAAGGAGGACGAGGUGCAGUCCAGUUUGUCACCCAGUAUCAGCACUCAAGUGGGCAGAGACGUAUCCGAGUGACCACAAUUGCUAGGAACUGGGCAGAUGCUCAAACUCAAAUCCAAAACAUUGCUGCAUCUUUUGACCAGGAAGCAGCUGCCAUUCUCAUGGCCCGGCUGGCAAUAUACAGAGCAGAAACAGAGGAAGGGCCAGAUGUGCUAAGAUGGCUGGACAGACAACUCAUUCGACUGGUAAGAAGCGGACAUUGUGCUUUUCUCAGCUUGUCAGCUUUCCUUUAUAGUAAAUGUCCUUUAAAGCACUUACAGUGGGUGGAAGAACUGUACGAAGAACUAAUUCAAAGUAUGACCUAGUGAAUAGAAGUAUUC
Peromyscus maniculatus bairdii (prairie deer mouse) is the source of this 459-nucleotide messenger RNA. The record is from RefSeq and is a predicted model, not a curated record. NCBI's taxonomy places the organism in Eukaryota, Metazoa, Chordata, Mammalia, Rodentia, Cricetidae.